This is a messenger RNA of Salvia splendens (bonfire salvia), 2091 nucleotides long. Its product is annotated as galacturonokinase. The transcript is spliced from 15 exons. The record is from RefSeq and is a predicted model, not a curated record. Gene Ontology annotation, biological process: galactose metabolic process. Gene Ontology annotation, molecular function: ATP binding; phosphotransferase activity, alcohol group as acceptor; kinase activity. Gene Ontology annotation, cellular component: cytoplasm; cytosol. Lineage: Eukaryota; Viridiplantae; Streptophyta; Magnoliopsida; Lamiales; Lamiaceae. The coding region runs from base 491 to 1843 and encodes 450 amino acids.
UCUAAUACCGUAAAUGCAUCAAUGGGUGAGAAUGAGAUGGCGUGUUGAAAUGAUCGUUAAUCAUUAGCUAAAGCGAUGAUAAUCAUCAUCGUCUUCGUCUUCACUCAAAUCGGUAGAUAAAUUGAACGUUUUCCAUAUCCCACUGAAAACAGCAUUCAACCGCAACAACACUAUAAUUACUUCAUUUACCAACUGAUUUGACUUUUUUUUAGCUGAUUCGAUAUUUAUUUAACGCUACGCGAGCAUCUCCUCUCCCUCUCCAUCUCUCUCUCUCACACACAAACACACACGCGCGCCAGCUCACCAGUGUAUCAGAGAGAAAACAGCCGCUGGAUUGGAAAAUUUUGAUUGCAUUUUGUGAGGAUGGGUGCAACGUGUUGGCCUCAUGAGCCGGAGGAUUGGAUGCAGCUGUGAUUUGAGUUAUUCUGGAUUAUUGUUGAUUUACUGCAAUUUAACUGCUGUUUUGAUACUCAAUUGAGAAGAAAGUACAAUGGCAAUAGUGUUGAUAGAGAAAACCCGCUUUAAACAGUUGAAUUCAAUCAGAAGAAAGGUUGCUGCAAUGUCUGGAUGUGAUGCCAAGGAGGUCAGAAUUGUUGUAUCCCCAUAUAGGAUUUGUCCACUGGGAGCUCAUAUUGACCAUCAGGGUGGGACUGUUUCAGCAAUGACAAUCGAUAAGGGUAUAAUUCUUGGAUUUGUUCCGUCCAGUGAUUGUCAGGUUCUUCUACAAUCUGGACAAUUUAAAGGUGAAGUUAAGUUCAGGGUGGAUGAAGAGCAACUGCCUGAAAAUGCUUCCAAAUCAAAUAAUUCAGGUGGUGUAAAAAAUUCAUCUGUUGCACUGGAAGAGUGUGGCUGGGGAAAUUAUGCCAGAGGAGCAAUUUAUGCAUUACAGAAAAGAGGGAACCAUCUAAAGCAGGGUAUUGUGGGAUUCAUCCGUGGCGAGGAGGGGCUAGACAGUUCAGGGCUUAGCUCUUCAGCAGCUGUUGGUGUGGCGUAUCUGUUGGCUUUUGAAAGUGCCAAUAAACUUAAAAUAUCUCCGACGGAGAACAUUGAAUACGACAGGUUGAUUGAAAAUGAAUAUUUAGGUCUGAGAAAUGGCAUAUUGGAUCAAUCAGCCAUAUUGCUUUCAAGCUAUGGCUGUUUAACUUGUAUGGACUGUAAGUCACAAGUUUUCGUUGAAAUUGCUCUUCCUGUGCAGACCAAAGAGCACAGACUUAUAAGCUCUCCAGACUUAAAUAGAAAUCUUAAUGUGAUAAAGAAGCAGUUCAAGAUACUACUCGCAUUUUCAGGCUUGAAGCAGGCUUUGACAACAAAUCCUGGUUACAAUUCUCGAGUUGCAGAAUGUCGGGAUGCUGCAAGAAUUCUGCUUCAGGCUUCUGGGAUUGAAGGGUUGGAACCCAUCCUAUCUAAUGUUGAACCGGAAGUCUACGAGGAGCACAAGAGCAAACUAGAUGCCACUCUUCUGAGAAGAGCAGAGCACUAUUUCUCCGAGAACAAGCGAGUUUUAAAAGGGCUCGAGGCUUGGGCUUCUGGAAACCUAGAGGAUUUUGGGAAGCUGAUUUCAGCAUCUGGUUUGAGUUCUAUCCAAAAUUACGAAAGUGGUUGCGAGCCUCUUAUCCAACUCUACGAGAUCCUAGUGAAAGCACCAGGUGUUUUUGGAACUCGUUUCAGCGGUGCAGGGUUCCGUGGAUGCUGCAUUGCAUUUGUGGACACUGACCGUGCUUACGAGGCUGCCUCGUUUACCGUGAAAGAGUACACUAAGGUUCAACCAAAGCUAGCUAGCCAGAUCGAUCAAGAUAAGAUGGUCUUGAUAUGUGAUGCAGGUGAUUGUGCUUGCGUCAUAUGAUCUCAACAAAUCAGUUAUACAAAAAUACAAAGCUUGGUUUUAAACGCAAUCCAUAUUUCAUUCAUUUGAGCCCUGCAAUAAUGUUCAAAGUUGUAGUAGCUUCAACAUUGAGAAGUGUAGUACUACACUAGUGGAAUGGGAAUUCAAUAUAUAUAACCCAGAAAAUGUAGUACUUACAUAUGUAUUUUCUCGUCGUACUCGACGAUCCUACCCGACAUUCGAAAAAUACACAAUUUUUUGGAAAUGAA